Molecule: messenger RNA, 1924 nt
Organism: Pelagomonas calceolata
Lineage: Eukaryota; Pelagophyceae; Pelagomonadales; Pelagomonadaceae
Source: the annotation of a GenBank genome assembly
CGAUUUUGCUCGAUGCGCAGCGUAGCACAAAGCGACGCAAUACAUCGAGCGUUGUAGUCUACACGAACAGGAGUCAGCAUUCGUCGCGACGAGACUGCUGCAUCGAUCCUUGCAAGCUCUCAACUAGUGUGUGCUGCCACCAAGCACAGCGAGCUAUUGUCGCCGCAUUGCUGCGCACGCCGCCGCAGCCGUCGCUCUACGCCGUCGCUGCACGCCGUCGCCGCGCAUCGCUGCUGCACGGCUCUAGUUCUGCGGACAACGCGGCGUCAUGGCGGCCCAAGCCGAGGCCGCGAAGGUGACGAUGGCCUUCGACCAGGACGAGUUCUUCGCGUGUGCGCGGUAUGGCGAGUUGGACGAUCUGAAGAAGGAGCUGGAAAAGGGUGCGGACGUCAACGGCAAGGGUCCUGGGGGUUUGACGGCGCUGCAUGCGGCCUGUGCGAACGGCCACGAGGCCAUCGUGAAGGAACUACUCGCGAGGGGCGCGGACACGACACUAGCGAACGACGCGGGCAACACCCCGGCCCACUACGCGGCCCAACAAAAACAGGCGGCUUGUUUGAAACUCGUACUGACGGACUCGCUCAAAAAAAACAAUUUUGGGAGAAGCGCGUUAACGGAGGCCAUCGCGUCCGGCGACGGCGCGUGUGCCACAAUAGCGUUAGAACACGAUUCGGCAGCGGAGGAGAAGAUUAUUGAGGGGUUGGAGAAGGUCGACACUGACGAUGCGCCACAGACAAUUACGCAUGCCCUGAAACUAGGUGAGAAACCGAUACGUAUCCGAGAACUGCCGAUCGCCGAUAAAAGUACGGACGCUCUAGGAGACGGGUCCGGCGCGACCGAUAGGACUGGGUUAGGCGUCUGGGCGGCCGCAGUUGUGCUCGGAAGAUGGCUCGCCUCGCAGCAAAGUGAUUUUGAAAAAAAACGUGUUGUCGAAUUAGGCGCAGGCUGCGGCGUCGGGGCCCUGGCUCUAGCGUCAGCUUGUACGUCGUGUUCGGUGGUCGCCACGGACGCCUCCCAAGAGGCCCUCGAGAACUGUCGACACAACGCGGACUUAUUUGAACAGGACUUCGGGAAUCCGGACGUGAGUGAUGGCCCCCUCAAACAGACGAAGCGGAUCAGUGUGCAGUCCCUAGAUUGGGAUUCUCCGGUAGAACCCGUGUGCGGGCGGCCGGCGCCUCCGUUAACCGCGGAUCCCGAUUUAUUUAGGGAAUCAGGAGCGAUGUUCGCGGCGGGUUACGAUCGGGGCGCCGGCAAGGCGCGGGAGCACUGCGAUGUGGUUGUGGGUGCGGAUCUCGUGUAUUCGGCCGACGUGGUAGAAAAAUUGUGCAAGACGAUCGUGGCUUUGGGCUGUUCCCGCGUGUACUACUGCGCACCAUCAACAGGUCGGGCUGGUUCCCAGGAGUUUCUGGAGAGGUUGGAGAAGCUGGGCUUCGACCGGAGUUCCAUUGAUGCGCCUGCGGCUUACUCUGAGGCCCCUUGUGAUGAAGCGGCUCUGUAUUUCCCGGACCUAGCCCAAUCCAAGUUCAAGCUCCACACGUUCACGCGGCAGGAGCCGGCGUCUCCCUCGUAUCAAGCUAUGUCGUAUCUCAUACGGGAGGAUUUGAAGAGCGGCAAAUUGGAGCGGGGCGGGCGCGGAAAACGCGCGUCCCUCCCCAAGGAGCUGCGCAAGCCCACCAUGAUGCCCAAGGGCGUCAAGCGCGAGAAGGCGGGCAUCCCGAACGACCCGUCGGACCCGCUGCCGCCGCGGCGGUACCCGCACAACCCGCAGGAGGACGACACGCCCGAGUCGAUAAAGAGAAGGGAGCGGGAGCUCCUCGACGACGCCGUGCGGAAGACGGGCCUGCCCGUCGCCGGGGAGCCCGUGCCGGCGUGUACCGGGGCGGGGGCGUUCGGGUAUUCGUCGUCGAAGGCUAAGAAGUAGCGA